Molecule: messenger RNA, 1491 nt
Organism: Aspergillus ibericus CBS 121593
Lineage: Eukaryota; Fungi; Ascomycota; Eurotiomycetes; Eurotiales; Aspergillaceae
Gene: ppe1
Product: putative ribosomal protein/carboxylic ester hydrolase (Ppe1)
Exons: 5
Coding region: 135-1385 (416 amino acids)
Biological process (GO): protein demethylation
Molecular function (GO): protein methylesterase activity
Source: RefSeq, a predicted model, not a curated record
CAAGCGCAUGAUCCACUCGCCAGCUCCAGCGCCAACUCCAGCUCUCCAACGUCAACAUCCACGACUCCAACCCUAGAGCUAACCCUAUCCACAACCUCCGCGGUCACUCGAUCCGGCCAAGCUGCGCAGUCUUCAUGAGCGAGCUGCAGAAAUCCUUUGCCAAAUCCCGAUUGGCCAAGCUGCCACUCCAACCGCCAACCGGUCCGUCAAUGCAUCCCCUCGAUGAGGAGGUCAGUCACGAUGAUGACUCCUCCUCCGCCUCGUCCGCGGGGACGAUAGUCCCCUCACCGAGCAGACAUUUAUUUGCAAGGCCUGGUCGAGGAUCCCUCCAACCAACAACGCUCCCGUGGACAGACUUCUUCACUCAAGAACUCUACCUCACACAAAUUGACACAUCUAGCAACAUCAAAACCACCCACCAUGUCUACCUCACCCCCCCCGUAGACUCCACCAGCCCUCUCUUCGUCAUGCACCACGGCGCCGGCUCAUCUGGCCUGUCCUUCGCCGCCUGCGCUGACGAGAUCCGCAAGAUCAUCCCCAAAGCCGGCAUCUUGUCUGUGGAUGCCCGCGAUCAUGGCAGCACGGCGGUUACCACCGCCUCCGGCGAGGACAGGCACGUUGAGCUGGACCUGAGCCUCGACACUUUGAACCGGGACCUGGUGUUUGUGGUCCGCGAGACCCAGACCCGGAUGGGCUGGGAGAGUCUCCCCGAUCUGAUUCUCGUAGGCCAUAGUUUGGGAGGUGCAGUAAUUACUGAUGUCGCAAGGAAGGGUGAGUUGGGGAAUAAAGUUUUGGCAUAUGCGGUUUUGGAUGUUGUUGAGGGGUCCGCCAUGGAUGCCCUCCAAAGUAUGGAAACAUAUCUGUUGACUCGCCCAUCCCGCUUCCCAUCCAUCACAUCCGGAAUCGAAUGGCACACCCGUUCCCGCACAAUCCGCAACAAAACCUCCGCACGAGUCUCCGUCCCCUCCCUCCUCUACGAGGACCCCAACCCACCCGACCCCACCAAACCCUGGAUCUGGCGAACCAAUCUCUCCGAGACCAAGCCCUUCUGGGAGAACUGGUUCGUCGGACUCAGUCGCAAGUUUCUCGAAGCUCGCGGCGGCAAGUUACUUCUCUUGGCGGGAACAGAUCGACUAGAUAAAGAGUUGAUGAUUGGACAGAUGCAGGGUAAAUAUCAACUCCAAGUCCUGCCCGAAGCAGGCCACUUCAUUCAGGAAGACCAACCGGCCAAGACGGCCCAGAUUUUGGUGGACUUUUAUAGAAGAAAUGAUCGGAGUGCGUUGGUUUUGCCUCCCAAGGUUGCUGAUAUGCAGGCUUCGGCGGCCAUGAAGAACGGGACUGGGGUAGCCGGGACGGGGUUAGGGGCCCCGUUCAAGAGGGUGUGACGUAAAUACUAGCUACCAUAGAUAGACUGUGUCUGAGGUGUCAUGUGUGGAUGUGCAUGUGAAUAGAUAGGCUUAGAGGGAUUUUGUACAAUGAUGAUAUCCGUAA